Messenger RNA from Pleuronectes platessa (European plaice), 2056 nucleotides. It is a transcript of the gene glula, whose product is annotated as glutamate-ammonia ligase (glutamine synthase) a. The coding region runs from base 203 to 1318 and encodes 371 amino acids. Gene Ontology annotation, cellular component: cytoplasm. Gene Ontology annotation, molecular function: glutamine synthetase activity. Lineage: Eukaryota; Metazoa; Chordata; Actinopteri; Pleuronectiformes; Pleuronectidae. The record is from RefSeq and is a predicted model, not a curated record. The transcript has 7 exons.
UUGCGGCUACGAGCUUGUACAACGACUCCGACCAAUCAACGAGUAGCUCCUGCUCUUAUAAAGAGGCCGGACCCGGAGCAUCGGUACCGGAGAAUGAUAGGAACACUAGCGAGCCAUCACACGACGAGACACUGGACCUGUCUGUCCUUUAGUUUUUAUUUCGACUUCCUCGUUUCUCCAGGUGUGUUGUAGCAGAGAGAAGAUGGCCACGUCCGAGAGCGCCAGCUUGAGUAAAGCUGUCAAACAGCAGUACAUGGACCUGCCUCAGGGGGACAGAGUCCAGGCCAUGUACAUUUGGGUGGAUGGGACCGGAGAGGGGCUCCGCUGCAAAACCAGGACCCUGGAUUUUGAGCCCAAGAGCGUUGAAGAUCUCCCUGAGUGGAACUUUGAUGGCUCAAGCACCAACCAGAGCGAGGGCUCCAACAGCGACAUGUACCUGGCUCCCGCUGCCAUUUUCCGUGACCCAUUUCGUAAAGACCCCAACAAGCUUGUCCUGUGUGAAGUGCUGAAGUACAACCGCAAACCUGCAGAAACCAACCUUAGAAUCACAUGUAAGAAGGUGAUGGAGAUGGUGGGCGAUCAGCAUCCUUGGUUCGGCAUGGAGCAGGAGUACACCAUCCUGGGCACAGACGGACACCCAUUUGGCUGGCCAUCUAACGGGUUCCCCGGACCACAAGGUCCCUAUUACUGCGGCGUGGGAGCUGACAAAGCCUAUGGUAGAGAUAUAGUGGAGGCCCAUUAUAGAGCUUGUCUCUAUGCUGGAGUUGACAUUUGUGGUACAAAUGCAGAAGUGAUGCCUGCUCAGUGGGAGUUCCAGGUUGGCCCUUGCGAAGGUAUCAACAUGGGUGAUCAUCUGUGGGCGGCACGUUUCAUCCUGCACCGUGUCUGUGAAGAUUUUGGUGUUGUUGCCUCAUUUGACCCCAAGCCAAUCACUGGUAACUGGAACGGUGCUGGCUGCCAUACCAACUUCAGCACUAAGGAGAUGAGGGAAGAAGGCGGAUUAAAAGCCAUUGAAGAGUCCAUCGAGAAGCUUGGCAAGAGGCACCGCUAUCACAUCCGGGCAUAUGACCCCAAAGGGGGGCUCGACAAUGCCCGGCGUCUCACCGGCCACCAUGAAACCUCAAACAUCGACGAAUUCUCUGCAGGUGUGGCUAACCGUGGCGCCAGCAUCCGCAUUCCUCGUAUGGUGGGCCAGGAGAAGAAGGGCUACUUCGAGGACCGCCGUCCAUCGGCCAACUGCGACCCGUACGGCGUGACCGAGGCCCUCAUCCGCACCUGUUUGCUGAACGAGGAGGGGGAGGAACCCGCGGAAUACUAAAUCAUCUCAUUGACUGACUCCCACCGCCCUCCCGACUUUAUCUUUUAAGCUAGUACUGUAUUUUUUAUUUUUCUCUCUCCCUCUGAGAUGAUUUUAACCUGCAUUUUAAUGGCUUAAAGUUGGCUGGUCAACUUAAAAGAUAUGGGAAGGUAAUGGCAGGGUAUGUCUCUCCCCUCCACUUUCGAAGGGAUUGGCUUUUGUAACACUGUUUUAUAACCCAUGUCAUCUCCCCCCUUUGUCUGUAACUGAAAGAACUAAAGCACAUGGACACUGAAGAGUAGAGCUGCUAAGGCUGGACAGCAUGUCGAACUUAAUAAAUCUGACUAGUUCAUGUACUGUUAGUAUAUGUUGACCUGCCUUUUCGAGUAUCCAGUCUUUCGAUGUUACUAAUUCUUUAAUUUUUAUGAAGUGUCUAUUUUUUAAAUGGCAACGUUCGAUGUCGUCAGAUUUUUGGCACACACUUGAUUUGACAACUUGUAGGUACACUUUGUAGAUGUCUAUACCCAGACGUAUGUUGUUGAACUGUGGUGGAUCUGUCCAUAAUGCCAUUUGUAGAUUUCCUUAAGGAGUUUUAUCCUUCUGUUAACUGCGAUAUUGUAAUGCACCUGAUUUUGGUAAAACAUCAUGUUUACUGAAGCUGGUGUUUUUUAUUGAUACAUUUAAAACUUUUAUUUUUAUCACAACAUGGCUGUGUGACUCAUGACUUAAAAAAAAAAAGAUUAAAAGAAUAGGUCAACA